AUGAACAAAUUGACAGCUAUUACAAAGACUCCAUUUGGUAGAUUAUCUCAGCAUCAGGCCAGAGGCUUAUCUGUUGGCCAGCAGCUCUAUUUCAAGAAAAACCUCGGGUUUGACAAGGAUAAAGUCGAUCGUGAGCCUACGUUGAUGGAGAAUGCACCUGAUUGGAAGCAGAGUACUGCUACUGAAAGUGAGGCUGAUAUCAAAGCCGAGAAAGAGCCUGAUGUCCCUCCCGAGAUUUUAAAGGAAGAAACAGCUGAAUGGGUCAGAUCUCAUAAGGACAAAGACGGCAACAUCCCACCACAGUGA
Molecule: messenger RNA, 306 nt
Organism: Mucor velutinosus
Lineage: Eukaryota; Fungi; Mucoromycota; Mucoromycetes; Mucorales; Mucoraceae
Gene: PUP3
Product: proteasome core particle subunit beta 3
Exons: 4
Coding region: 1-306 (101 amino acids)
Source: RefSeq, a predicted model, not a curated record